AUGUCAGAUAGUAAGGCCACAAUUCUUUGUGUGCAAGAAACCAAAAGAGCUAAUUGGUGCGAAAAGUCGAUAGGUUCGUUAGGGGUUCCUGGGGAGGCAAGAUGGAUAGACUCCCCUUCACAAGGACUAUCAGGAGGCCUCUUGAUGGUAUGGGAUAACUCCAUUAUCAAGGCCAAAGAAUCAGGUUGUAGUCAAAACUGGCAAUGGAUUAUUGGUUCUACGGCAGGAAGCACUCAGGAUUUCUUAUGUGUUAAUGUAUAUGCCCCGCAAAAAGAGUACCCCCAAGCAGGAGUUGUGGGCUUUAACCGAAAAUCUUCUGAUCGUCGACCAAUUUUGCUAUCGAAUUCUAAAUCUGACUGGGGUCCCCGUCCAUUCAAAUUCUUUCACUGUUGGCUAAAAGAUGAAGCUUUUCUUCAUAAUCUGGGAAAAGUGUGGCAAGCUCAUCCAAAUUCCUCUAUUAGUUUCCGAUUCAAAGAGGUCAGAAAAUAUGCCAAAGAAUGGAACUUGACAUCUAAUGGAAAUAUAGAUGUUAAGAUCAAAAAUCUAGAAAAAGAGCAAGACAUUGCAGACGACUCUAAUGCGGCUCUGCCAACAAAGAGGAAGAUUGCUAUAGAUCUUGAGCAAGCGUAUGAGCAGAAAGCAAGCAUGGUGUGUCAAAUCUUAAGACUAAACUGGCAAUUACAUGGAGAGAGAAAUACGGGAUUCUUCCACAGAGCUAUCGCAGGUAGAAACAGAACCAGACUCAUACAUGGAUUACACGUUGGAUCAAAUUGGAUCACAGAACCAUCUUCCAUCAAGAGAAUUUUUCUGGAACAUUUCCGAGAUUUCUUUUGCAAAACCCCAAAUGCCCGCAUAUUUUCCCUCAGUCAAGGACUCCUGCCAACCUUAACUAGUGAAGAGAGCAAGCAAUUAGUUGAGGUCUUUUCUGAGAAGGAAAUCUGGAAUGCUCUGCAAGACACGGACUCAAACAAGGCGCCGGGGUCUGAUGGUAUCAACUCUGGGGUAUUAAAAGCUAUGUGGCAAACAAUCAAGGGUGAUAUCUGCAAAGCUUUUCACUUCUUCCAUUCAUCCGGUUUGAUUCCUUCAGGUUCAAAUUCUUCUUUCAUCGCUCUCAUCCCUAAAUCUAGCUCAGCUUCUAAUCCUUCAGAGUUUCGCCCAAUUUCAUUAAUGAAUACAAGUAUGAAACUCAUCUCAAAAGUCUUGGCAAGAAGGCUAAGUGCAUUCAUGAAUAAGCUAAUUUCCCCUACACAGACGGCUUUUGUUAAAGGUCGACAGAUUUCGGACGGUAUACUUAUCACUUUUGAAAUCUACCAUUCCUUGAAAUCAGGAAAAAGUAAGGGACUCAUUCUUAAAAUCGACUUUGCAAAAGCCUUUGACUGCAUCAACUGGGAAUUUUUGUUUCAUGUAUUGGAGGUCAUGCAGUUUGAUGUCAAGUGGAUCAAAUUGAUUCGAAAUUUGUUUGAUUCCUCAAGGGUUUCAGUCUUGGUGAAUGGCAGCCCAACGGAGGAAUUCCACCCAACAUGA
Molecule: messenger RNA, 1524 nt
Organism: Daucus carota subsp. sativus
Lineage: Eukaryota; Viridiplantae; Streptophyta; Magnoliopsida; Apiales; Apiaceae
Exons: 2
Coding region: 1-1524 (507 amino acids)
Source: RefSeq, a predicted model, not a curated record